This is a messenger RNA of Brugia pahangi, 273 nucleotides long. Lineage: Eukaryota; Metazoa; Nematoda; Chromadorea; Rhabditida; Onchocercidae. The record is from the annotation of a GenBank genome assembly.
AUGAGUUUCCAACAAUCUGGCUUAAAAGAGAAUAUUCAGUUAUCGAAGGAAACUACUGAAUUGAUUGAAAGUUUAGCCGUUUUUCUUCGUGUUCCUCUAACACCAUCUCAGUUAUUGGUUUGCGUGGAAUUGCUGCAGAAGGGUGUUUCAUAUCGAAGUCUCAUUGACGCUAUAAUUCGUUAUUCUGGAAAGGUUUUUUUUUUUUAUUUCAUUCAGAUUAAAUCUAUUGCCCUUAGUGCGUGCCUUAGUGUCAUUAUAUUAAGUGAAUGUUAG